AUGGACGGGGGAAAUGAUGCUGCCGAAGCUGUACGCAAUGGGCCAAGACUGAGCCUCCAAAUUCGAAUGGCUGAAGACCAGUCCUUCACGCCGCUAGCCAUUCGACUGUGGUGGGUUGGCUUGCUCACGCUGCACCUCGUGGGGGGAUUGUUCUUUGCACUUGUGUGUAGGGUGUAUUGGAAGAUGCCAGGCCUCGCCGUGACAACGUUUCUGGACUUCUACCAGCUCGGAAUGAACUCGAAGCACUACCAGGCCAUCGCUCUCGCACACGGCGCGAUUGCUGCUCUGCACGGCUUAUCGGCCCUAGCGAUGGUGACCAGGUCGAUCCGGAACAGGAGACUCGCUUUCCCUUUGUUCGGCCGUCGCGGGGUUUUCGGAGCUCAAGGGCCAUACUACGACCUGCUGUUGCUUAUUCGCGAAACCAUUGAGACCGCGCUGCAAACUUCGCAAGGUCUCCGCAUGAGCCAGAAUAUUCCCCGGCAGUGGCUGAACCGGUUCUACGUGACACUACUCGUGCUAAGUUGCUGGUCGACGGCGUUUGUGCAUCACAUGUUUCGACGCAACAAGACCAAGAUGCGGCUCGUGGCGCUUUUGAGCGAUUGUUUACUCGACCUAGUGACUUCGGUCGGCGUCUCCUUGCUCUUGGUUGUGUCCUACGUCCAAGAUUUUGAUGUUGCCACAGGAAAUUUCAGCAUACUUCGUUGGUUUCAGGACAAGUGGCUCGUGAACUCCAUGAACGAGUUCAACAUCAUCCUCGUCCGCUCGUGGGGGGACCUCGCAACACGAAUGGUUUUCGCAGUGAGCAUGCUGAGUAACUUGAACACGAUGGAGGGGCUCAUGACUGUGGCUGUGGCGAAAGACAGUUACAAGACCACAACUCAGCCUCGAGGGGCGUCAGUUGCUCCCUUUGAGAAGCCAAAUCCUCGAAUCGAGAGCCGAGCACACGUCGUGCAAGUGUGGACGGAAAGACUCGCGAGCUCCAAGAUUCUGAGAGUUGUGUUUUUCAGCUGGGGCGUUGUUAUUCUCGGUUUGCACAUUCACGCUGAAGCGAACAAGAUGCUUCCGCAGUGUUUAGUACAAGUUCACCCAUGGGGAGUCUCAAGACCGGCGUGUUCGCUGGUUCUCCUGAAUUGCCUUACAGACAAUACUGACGGAGACAGCGCGUACUCCGUUGCUCAAUGGAGUCAACUAGACGCAGAGUCAUUGAAAUCGUUGCUAGUUCGGAACUGCCCCCGGUUCCAGGUACCGUCGACGCUGACGUCCUUCCGGUCAUUGACAACAUUCAAAGUUUACAACUCAACUAUCCUGGAGUGGGGAGAAGACGCAGCGUUUAGCCAACACAGCCACCCCGCUAUGCACGGUGUGAUGUUCAUGCGAGUGAACUUUACAAAUGGAGAACUUCCGCUUGGGUUACUAUCACCACGCUUCCCGCCGUCGCUAAACAUCAUUGGCUUCGUCGUCUCGAAUCUGCGAGUUUUGCCGGAUGACUUGCACUUGAAAUGGCCUCGGUACUCCGCUAUUCACCUCGAUUCGACGCAGUUCACGGUGUUUCCAGAAACGCUUUGGAAGAUCAGUCCAUCGAUACUCAUCAUGCCCUACACGCCGAUCAAAAGUGUACCAAAAGAACUGUUUGAAUUAGAGGCUAUGUGGUAUCUAGACUUGGCGGGGACCGAGCUUUCGGCUUUACCCGAGGACGUGCCAGUGUUGACAAAUCCUCUCCUGGGUAUAAAUCUCGGAGGUACGAAUAUCUCUGUAUUCCCUUCGUGGAUCGACCCAUGGCUUCAACGAAUGGCAAAUCGAAACGCCCCACCUCUCGCAGCUGCUGGAACGCCCUAUUGCCUGGAGCUCGCGGAGAUUCUAGGUGGUAACCGGACGGAAUUCACUGGGGCGGCGACUCCAAGAGCAGCCGGUGCGGCUGUGUCCGUAUUGAUGGAUCCGUCACAAUUGAACAGAGCAUUUCUACCAAACGCAGUGAGCUGCCAACCGUCUUUCCUGUACCGCUACGCAUUGGCGUUCGAGGAUCAAAACCAAGUAAUUUAG
Phytophthora sojae is the source of this 2040-nucleotide messenger RNA. RefSeq lists its product as hypothetical. The transcript has 2 exons. The coding region runs from base 1 to 2040 and encodes 679 amino acids. NCBI's taxonomy places the organism in Eukaryota, Oomycota, Peronosporomycetes, Peronosporales, Peronosporaceae. The record is from RefSeq and is a predicted model, not a curated record.